Molecule: messenger RNA, 1156 nt
Organism: Cucurbitaria berberidis CBS 394.84
Lineage: Eukaryota; Fungi; Ascomycota; Dothideomycetes; Pleosporales; Cucurbitariaceae
Product: ClpP/crotonase
Exons: 2
Coding region: 146-1015 (289 amino acids)
Biological process (GO): fatty acid beta-oxidation
Cellular component (GO): mitochondrion
Molecular function (GO): enoyl-CoA hydratase activity
Source: RefSeq, a predicted model, not a curated record
GGCCGGGGUGGCUUUCGCGGGUACCGAGGUUGCCCAAGCCACCCCCAACAUUGUCGCUCUGGCCAACUUUCUUCUGCACUUUUUUUGUAAAUCGAUUUCCAGAGGGUUAGACUGACGUCGAGCGUUGCAAUUGAUCAUACACAGGAUGCAGGCAUUCCGAUCAACAGCGAGGGUAGCUUCCCAGUUCCGCCCCGCGGGCCUUCCCCGACUUGUGAGAGGAUAUGCUACGGAGAAGACAUAUGAGCAUUUACGCGUCUCGACGCCCAAAGCUGGUGUUGGCUUUAUCGAGCUCAACCGCCCCAAAGCCCUCAAUGCCCUCUGUACGCCCCUUAUCCUCGAGCUCAACCAAGCCCUGCGCGAUUUCCAGGCUGCCAAAUCCAUCGGCGCUAUCGUCCUGACCGGCUCUGAGAAAGCCUUCGCUGCAGGCGCAGACAUCAAGGAGAUGCAGAACCUCACAUUCAGCGACGCAUAUGGCAAAGACUUCAUAGAGUCAUGGUCCGACCUCGUCACAUUCCUGAAGAAGCCGCUCAUUACCGCUGUGAAUGGAUAUGCGCUGGGUGGAGGUUGUGAGCUUGCUAUGAUGGGAGACAUCAUAUAUGCUGGACCGAAGGCAACCUUUGGACAACCUGAGAUCAAGUUGGGUGUCAUACCUGGUGCUGGUGGCUCACAACGUCUUACAAAGGCGAUUGGAAAGGCAAGGGCAAUGGAGACAAUUCUCACUGGCGACGUCAUCUCGGCUAAGCAGGCGGGCGAUUGGGGGCUUGUUGCAAAGGUGUUCGAAACGCCAGAAGAAUGUGUGGAUGGAGCGCUUGCGACAGCGGCAAAGAUUGCGUCAUACAGCCAGAUCGCUGUCAAGGCAGCCAAGGAGGUCGUAAACAAGAGCCAGGACCUGGGUAUUCGGGAAGGUGUCGAGUAUGAGAGGAGAGUGUUCCACGGAUUGUUUGGAAGUCAGGAUCAAAAGAUUGGCAUGACAGCGUUUGCGGCGAAGGACAAGCCCAAGUGGACGAACCAGUAGAUCAUACAGAAUUGUGAAUACUAUUCGUCAAGCUGCUGAAUACCUUUUACACCACGCUGUCCACCUUAUGUCUGUACGUUCCUCGCCAAAAUAGAGUACAUCAAGUCGUACGAUGGACGUGAUAUGAAAAAAGCUUACCCC